Pangasianodon hypophthalmus (striped catfish) is the source of this 3986-nucleotide messenger RNA. It is a transcript of the gene zbtb11, whose product is annotated as zinc finger and BTB domain containing 11. The transcript has 10 exons. Gene Ontology annotation, cellular component: nucleus. The coding region runs from base 229 to 3681 and encodes 1150 amino acids. Gene Ontology annotation, molecular function: protein binding; RNA polymerase II cis-regulatory region sequence-specific DNA binding; DNA-binding transcription factor activity, RNA polymerase II-specific. The record is from RefSeq and is a predicted model, not a curated record. Gene Ontology annotation, biological process: regulation of transcription by RNA polymerase II. NCBI's taxonomy places the organism in Eukaryota, Metazoa, Chordata, Actinopteri, Siluriformes, Pangasiidae.
GGUUGUGCAGCAGCCAUUUUGUCUGGUCGUGCAAGUCCGCCCCAACACGGUCACGAACAGCAGUUCCCACUUGUAAAAUAUUAAAAAACAUCGCUCUCUAAAUUUCACUUGGGCAUAGAAACAGGUUAAGGAAACUCUCUUGUGAAUUUUAGGAGGAGAAGCGCUCGCUGGUUUUGGGCUUUAUGAAGGUUUAUUUAUGUCGUGUGUGAGUGCCGCCAGUCGUGUGUUAUGUCGAGCGAGGAGAGCUACUUAGCCAUCCAGCGCUAUUUAACGGACGAGCGCGAGCCCUACGCACCCGGAACUCACGGCAACGUCAAGAGGAAAAUCCGCAAAGCAGCCGCUUGCUACGUCGUGCGGGACGGAGUGCUGUUCUACCAGCGGCGGCACCGGGGCCAGGAAGGCUUCACCGAGCUGGAAGUGGUGCUUCAGGCCGAGCGGCGGAAGGAACUAAUCGACGAGGCGCACAUCUCCAGAGGGGAGCAUCUCAAUCAGCAGCUCACCUGGGAGAGCCUUUCUCAAAAAUACUGGUGGAGAGGAAUCCUAAAGCAGGUAAAGGAUUACAUCAGGGACUGUGGGUGCCAGCAGAAGUCGGAGCGUGGGAAAGGCAGUGCUGAGGAUGGAUCAGCUUCCCGUGGUCCAGGUAGACGAAAGGAGGACGAUGAAGAAGAAGAAGAGGAAGAUGAUCUUGAGGAACUGCAUGCCGCCUUUCAGACGAAGCCAAAGGGCUCCAGUGUUGACAAACAUGAACUGGUUUUUGUGGACAGUAAGGGUGUUGUAAAGCAGUUCCUGCCCAAACAUGGCCAGACCAUGUUGGAUAAGCUGAAUCAGCAGCGGUUAAAUAACCAGUUCUGUGACAUUACCUUGCUCAUUGAGGCUGAAGAGUAUCGGGCACACAAAGCCGUCUUGGCUUCUUGUAGUGAUUACUUCUAUGAGCUCUUUGUUGAGAAGGGUGCUGUGGCCAGCCAUGAAGCCGUUGUGGACCUCUCAGGCUUUAGCAAGGCAAGCUUCCUGCCUUUGUUGGAGUUUGCCUACACCUCAGAGCUGACAUUUAACUUCUGCGUUAUGGCAGAGGUGGCCAUGCUUGCACGGCACCUGCACAUGCCUGAAGUGCUUCAGAUUUGCGAGUCGGUGCACAAAAAAGUGGAGGAGCAGAAGCUAAUGGUCUAUCAGCAAGGAGACGUGCACACAGUGAUAGCCAGGGAAACUCUGCCUGCUCAGCCAGUGGCUCCUUCUGACUCUGGAGCUUACAUGGUGGCCAUGGAGAGUGAUGGCCAGGCAGUGGUGGCUCGCUCUGCACAGACUGAAGCUGAACACUCCAUCACCGUUAUCACGGGUGAAGAAGGAACAGCCGAAUCUCUGGCUUUGCUUGCUGGGGCGACAGUGGAUGGAGAGACUAUGACUGUGGUCACACACAGUGGCCAGGCUGGCUUGCCCGAAUCUCUCUCUAUUGUGGCCCAUACUGGCCAGUCAGAAGCAGGUGAAACCAUGACUGUGGUCACUCACUCUGGGCAAGCGGGCUCAAGUGAAUCCCUGGCUGUGGUUCAGGCGUGCUGGACAGUGGAUGAACCUCAGGUAGUGGAAACACCGGUAGCAGGGAGCAUGGAGCCUGGUGCCUACAUUAUUAGCGUAGAACCAGGCAAGAUGGCUCCUACCGAGAAGGUUCAUCUAACUGCAUCAGCACCGGCUCUUCGGGAGGAGCCACUGGUCCAGGCUUUAGAGCCUCUACCCCAGAAUGUAGUGAGUGCACAACAACCGCCAGCCUCUGCACCUCAGAAAAGGAGGCCAGGGAGACCCCCAAAGGUGAAGCAGCCCCCACCAGAACAGGAACCAGUAGUGACCGAGGUUGCAGAGAGUGUUGCAACGGGAGGAGAGGACGAGAAGAAAGAGGAACAAGAGAGUGUUGACCCUAAUAAGAGGUUCCUGAGGAAGAGGUCAAUGAGGGAAGGAGGAUACGUUCGUCUGCAUAUGGGACUUGAGACAGAGGAGGAGAUGUCAAAUACUGUGAAGACACCUCAGAGACUGGUGAAGCGAGGCCGUGUGUCCCAGUCACUAAAGAGAUCAUCACCUGACUCUUCUGAAACCGAGCCUCAGUCUGCCUCUGAUGGUACAAAGUCACUGCCUGAGGGAGCAGAGGCAGCUGGAGCCGAGGUGAUGCCUGUAGAAGAAGGGGCCGCACGAGAAAAAACAGAGGGAGCAGUGGAUGGAGAACACACGUGCAGCGAGUGCGGCAUGGUGUUUCAGAGACGCUAUACUCUCAUCAUGCACAUGCUGAAACAUGAGAAGUCACGCAGUUUCAAGUGCACUCUGUGUAAUAAAGAGUUUCAGUAUGCCGUCUCCCUCCGUGCCCACUUGGCUCGUCAUAAGCAUCAGAAGUCCCAGAGAUCAUCUUUGGCCCGAGGAGCAGCUGAUGAGGUUUCGGAUGGGUUAGAGGGUCAGGCCAAAAGUCGCACCAAGCGCGAGUUUGUGUGUGACAUUUGUGGUAAGACACUGCCCAAGCUGUACUCUUUGCGGAUCCACAUGCUGAACCAUACAGGUGUGCGGCCACACUCGUGCAGGGUCUGUGGGAAGAGCUUCGCCACCAAGCACAACCUGAAGAUGCACCGAGCUCUGCAUGACGCAGCCAAGCGCUUCUACUGCACCAUGUGUGACAAGUCCUUCGUCAGCAAGAGGAGCCUGAAUGAGCACAUCAGCGUUCAUACAGGUGAAUCAAAAUAUUUUUGCCAGACAUGCGGCGCGUCAUUUCACCGGGCAUCGGGCCUGAGCAAACACAUGAAAAAACAUCAACCCAAACCAGAGACCCGUUCUUUCCACUGUUCCCACUGUGAUAAAAGCUUCUACGAGGCGAAGGACCUGCAGCAGCACAUGAAUAAGCACUUGGGCGUGAAACCCUUCCAGUGCCAGGUGUGUGGGAAAAGCUACAGCUGGAAGAAGGACUGGUAUUCUCACGUUAAAUCGCAUACCGUUGCAGAACCUUACAGGUGUAACGUGUGUGGGAAGGAGUUCUUUGAGAAGGCUCUGUUCAGGAGGCAUGUGAAGAAGGCCACCCAUGGAAAGAAGGGCAGAGUGAAGCAGAACCUGGAAAGGGAGUGUGAACACUGCGGCAGGAAGUUCACUCAGCUCCGAGAGUACCGCCGCCACAUGAACAACCAUCAAGGUGUAAAACCGUUUGAGUGUCUGACCUGCGGUGUGGCAUGGGCUGAUGCCCGCUCAUUAAAGCGCCAUGUGCGCACACACACAGGUGAGCGCCCCUAUGUGUGUCCACUGUGCCAGGAGGCCCACAUUGACGCCCGCACAUUGAGAAAGCACAUCUCCAAAUACCAUGGCGAUCAGUUGCCAGGUAAGAUCAUGUUAGAGAAGGACACGCUACAGUUUCAUAAUCAAGGCACCCAGGUGGAGCACGCUGUCAGCAUCCUGAGCCCCGAGCUGCCCCCUGAGCUGUGCCCAGCGGAGGCACCCUCUACCACCGAGGAGAUUGAAACUGUGCUCAUCACAGAAGAGACGGUGGAGGCCAUGCAGGCCAUGAAUGAGGGCAGUGUCACCACGCUGUCGGACCAGAGCAUCAUGCAAGUGGUGAACUACGUCCUGGCACAGCAGGCUGGCGCAAAAGCGGAGGAAGAAGAGGCCUCAGAUAUCAUCCAGACUAUGGAGGUGGAGGUGGCUCAUGUAGCCGAGGUGGAGUGACAGAAAGACACACACAGGCUUAAAAGCAAAGAAAUGAGAGUGGAGUUGUGUCUAAAUUGUGACUCAAAUAAACAGUGUACCUGGCACAGAUAGUGUCAGUAUAGUUACACAUUUAUUUUUGUUGUACAAUAUAACUUGAGGAACUUUGAAGUUCUUCCUCAGUUGGAGUGCAUGUGUGUGAUGCUUUACCCAGCAGUGUGUAUGUGAGAGCAUGUCCAAGUGAUUUGUAUACUGUACAUAUGUAGAAAAAAAUGCAGUCUGGAAGAAAUGCUAAUAAUUUACAAUAAAGUGCGUUACAUAGGUUA